Eptesicus fuscus (big brown bat) is the source of this 1321-nucleotide messenger RNA. It is a transcript of the gene CGRRF1, whose product is annotated as cell growth regulator with ring finger domain 1. Lineage: Eukaryota; Metazoa; Chordata; Mammalia; Chiroptera; Vespertilionidae. Gene Ontology annotation, biological process: negative regulation of cell growth. Bases 87 to 1085 code for a protein of 332 amino acids. The record is from RefSeq and is a predicted model, not a curated record. The transcript has 6 exons.
UGCGGGGCACCGUAGCGGCUUUAACCUGGGAGAAGCGGGCUGAGCUGGGCUGGGCGCUGGGUCCCAGUUGAGCUUUGGAGACCCCGAUGGCUGCGGUGUUUUUAGUAACGCUCUAUGAGUACUCCCCGCUUUUCUACAUCGCGGUGGUCUUUACCUGCUUCGUCGUGACCACCGGCCUGGUACUGGGAUGGUUUGGUUGGGAUGUUCCAGUAAUUCUGAGAAAUUCUGAAGAGACCCAGUUCAAAACAAGAGUUUUCAAAAAGCAAAUGAGACAAGUCAAGAAUCCUUUUGGCUUAGAGAUCGCUAAUCCAUCUUCAGCUUCGAUUUCAACUGGCAUAACUUUGACAACAGAUUGCCUUGAAGAUAGCCUUCUCACAUGCUACUGGGGGUGCAGUGUUCAAAAAUUGUACGAGGCUCUGCAGAAGCACGUUUAUUGCUUCCGAAUAAGCACUCCCCAAACACUGGAAGAUGCUUUGUAUAGCGAAUAUCUCCAUCGAGAACAGUAUUUUAUUAAAAAGGACAGCAAAGAAGAAAUAUAUUGCCAGUUACCAAAAGAUACUAACAUUGAAGACUUUGGGACAGUGCCCAGAUCUCGCUAUCCAUUGGUAGCACUGUUGACCCUAGCUGAUGAGGAUGACCGAGAAAUUUAUGAUAUUAUUUCCAUGGUGUCAGUAAUUCAUAUUCCUGAUAAAACUUAUAAACUGUCCUGUAGAAUAUUAUGUCAAUAUUUACUCCCGACUCAAGGUCAAUUUCAUGAUCUUAAGCAACUUUUCAUGUCUGCAAAUAAUAAUGCCACUCCUUCGAGCAAUUCCUCUCCAGAAGGUGAAAGCACAGACCGAAGCUUGUUGGAAAAGGCUGGACUCUCCGAAAGCGAAGUAGAGCCUCCGGAGGAGAGUAGCAAGGACUGCGUUGUUUGCCAGAACGGGACCGUGAACUGGGUGCUCCUGCCCUGCAGACACACGUGCUUGUGCGAUGGCUGUGUGAGGUAUUUUCAUCGGUGCCCGAUGUGCAGGCAGUUUGUUCAGGAAUCGUUUGCACUUCGCAGUCAAAAGGAGCAAGAUAAAGACAAACUGAAAACUCUUUGAUGAUGUUGUUACAACUGAAGAGUACAAUUACCACUCAAGAUGAAGAAAUUUGUGUUCUUGGAGUUAAUCAUAACAUGGAAUGUACGGUGUUACCUGUCAAUGACAAUUCUAUUUCAACUUCAUAUUUGUACGGUACCUGGAUGAUGAAACUUAAUUAUUCCUUCCUGUUCCAUAUGGUAAAUGCUGGAAUACCAUCUGUGUUAUACAUAAAAAUGCAUUCAGCUCUUGAGAAGAAA